This is a messenger RNA of Lolium rigidum, 991 nucleotides long. Its product is annotated as N-terminal acetyltransferase A complex catalytic subunit NAA10. Gene Ontology annotation, cellular component: NatA complex. Gene Ontology annotation, molecular function: protein-N-terminal-glutamate acetyltransferase activity; protein N-terminal-serine acetyltransferase activity. The record is from RefSeq and is a predicted model, not a curated record. The coding region runs from base 90 to 680 and encodes 196 amino acids. The transcript is spliced from 2 exons. Lineage: Eukaryota; Viridiplantae; Streptophyta; Magnoliopsida; Poales; Poaceae. Gene Ontology annotation, biological process: N-terminal peptidyl-glutamic acid acetylation.
GAUUCCAUCACCAUCACCUCAUCUCGCCGGCGAAGUCACCACACAACCGAAUUCGUAGCUAGGGUAGCGGCGGAUCUUCGCCGGCGAAGAUGGUGUGCAUCCGGCAGGCGACGAUCGACGACCUGCUGGCGAUGCAGGCGUGCAACCUGAUGUGCCUGCCGGAGAACUACCAGAUGAAGUACUACUUCUACCACAUGCUCUCGUGGCCGCAGCUGCUGUUCGUCGCCGAGGACUACGGCGGCCGCAUCGUCGGCUACGUGCUGGCCAAGAUGGAGGAGGACCCCUCGGAGCCCUGCCACGGCCACAUCACCUCCCUCGCCGUGCUCCGCUCCCACCGCAAGCUCGGCCUCGCCACCAAGCUCAUGUCCGCCGCCCAGGCCUCCAUGGACCAGGUCUUCGGCGCCGAGUACGUCUCCCUCCACGUCCGCCGCUCCAACCGGGCCGCCUUCAACCUCUACACCUCCACCCUCGGCUACCAGAUCCACGACAUCGAGGCCAAGUACUACGCCGACGGGGAGGACGCCUACGACAUGCGCAAGAUGCUAAGGCAGCCCCAGCCCAAGAAGCACCACCACCACCAUCACCACGGCGCCGGCGGCUGCUGCUCGCACGACGCCCCUCCUGCGGCGGCUGGGUCGUCCCCGACCUCUGCUUCGCCGGAGAAGAAGGCCGAGACAUGAGAUGAAGAAGUUAUCUCAUUCUCAUGCAAGGAACUGAGGAGGCUACUGGAUUUGACCACGCAUUUGGAUAUGCUUGCUCCUUUUGGAUGAAAAAGGAUUGUAGCCUCUUAGUUCCUUAGAUAACAGAUACUGUGAUUAUGUAGACUUGCCUGAUCUGAUUCCAGACCUUGGCCAGAGUGCUUGUAAUUCUUAUGAGAGAAAAUGACAUGCACAUAUUUGUAGUACUUUGCAUCGUUGUUGUGUCUGAAGCUUUGUGAGCAAUACAAAUCAUUCCUGAAGUUUCACAGGAAGCGUAAUAAAAUUUGUUUCGA